This is a messenger RNA of Heterobilharzia americana, 282 nucleotides long. The record is from the annotation of a GenBank genome assembly. NCBI's taxonomy places the organism in Eukaryota, Metazoa, Platyhelminthes, Trematoda, Strigeidida, Schistosomatidae.
AUGGUUAACUUACUGGGUUGUAUUUGCAUCCGUUCAGCUUUUGAGGCUUGUACAGCUAUGAUGAUAUACUACCUGCCGCUGUACCCUAUAAUAAAAUGUAUCUUCCUGAUUUUCUGUAUGGCGCCUAUCUCACAAAAUGGAUCUUUACUCAUCUAUAGACGUAUGAUACGACCACUUUUUCUUGAACAUUCAGCAACAAUUGACUCAGUGUUGAAUACUACAGCUAAUAUUGCUGGGAAUGUCGUGGAAAAUGCGACUCAAAAAGCAAUGGAAAGAAAAUGA